Messenger RNA from Rotaria sp. Silwood2, 1500 nucleotides. NCBI's taxonomy places the organism in Eukaryota, Metazoa, Rotifera, Eurotatoria, Philodinida, Philodinidae. The record is from the annotation of a GenBank genome assembly.
AUGGCAUCAAUUAUAUUUGCAAGUCUGUUUGUAAUCGUCAUUAUUCUGCUUUAUAUCUAUUUGAAACGAAGUUACUCUCCGUCACCAGAUGAUCUACCAGGAGUGAAGCCACAUAUUUUUUUUGGUAAUUUAAUUAAUUCUGGCAUAAUGACGGGUCAAUCAUCAUUUGCUCAAGUUACACUCGAUUAUCAACGUCGUUUUGGUGACAAAUUUCAAUAUUGGUUCGGUUCACUUCGAUGUUUAGUUUUCUGUCGAAUGGAACAUGCUCAAACGAUAUUUGACGAUCGUCAUAUUUUCGAACAAUCCCCAUUAGUUCUUCCAAACUUUGAUGUUUUUUGUCCAGGCAGCGUUUCAAUGUUGACUGGCGCAAGAUUUAAACGGCAUAUACGAGUUCUGUCACCGAUAUUAAAACGAGCAAAGAUAAUCAAUUAUUUGGAGAUAAUUGUUGAAUGUGCUGAUCGUUUUAUUGAUCAACACCUUUGUCCUGGUCAAGUUAAUCGAGAUUUGGUCUCAUGUUGUCGAUCAUUUGGGCUCAAUGUCAUUGGAUUCAUCGAAUUCGGCCACGAUUUUGAUAUUCACGUUGAUUUACCAAUAAAAAAAGCUAUUGACGAUUUUCUGUACCAUGCCGUGUUGCUUAUGAAUAUACCUUGGAUGCCUCGAUGGCUAGGCAAAAUCUAUUUGAAAUGUAAUUGGAAAUAUCAACGAGCUUAUCGAUUGACUCAUGAAUUCGUAGAAAAAGUUAUCGAAGCAGAACUUUUUAAACAAAGUGACAUGAAAAAUGAACGACCAAAGCAUGUGAUUGCUUCAUUAGUCUCAUCAUUGAAUGAACAAGCCAACGACGAACAUCCUUCAUCUGGUCUAACACGUUCAGAAAUAUUUGACGAAGUUUUGACGAUGAUCCAAGGUGGUUAUGAAUCAGGAUCAGCUGCUCUAUUGUGGUUUAUAUUAUUCGCAAGUAAAAAUCCUCAAGUGCAACAACGAAUGAAAGACGAAUUGCACAAACAUCAUCUUCUGAUGACUGAUGGUCUCACGAAUGUACCACCACUUACAUCAGACAAUUUAGCUUCACUAACCUAUUGUGAAUGUGUGACAAAAGAGGUCUUACGCUUGGCUCCUAUCGGUGACCUCGUAAGCCGUACAAGUACUUGUGACACCAUCGUUGAUAAUGUGAAGGUUUAUCGUGGUCAAACUGUUUUUAUUGCUACACAUAACAUCAACACUGAUGCUCGCUAUUGGCAUCAUGCUGAUCCUCGACGAUUUGUACCAGAAAGGUUUUUAGGUGAAGAUAAAAAUCACGAUCCAUUGGCGAUGAUCCCGUUUGGUGGUGGACAUCGAGCAUGUCUUGGACAAGAAUUAGGUUGGUUAGAGUUGAAAACGGUCAUCGUUCGAAUAAUGCAACGUGGUAUUACACUCGAAGAUGCAUCGGAGCAUACCGACAGUUAUGAUGAACGUAUCAUCGUUAUUCCAGACAACUUUGCAGUGCGUGUACGCAUUGAUUGA